UGUACGUCACACGAAGAUGGCGGCGCCCGUCAGAAGGACUAUCCGACGACUUCUGCAACAGGAGGCCGUCCGGCUGAGGUCGUAUGCCCAGGGAUGGCGUCACCACCAUGACGCCGCGGGCGCCUCGCCGCCCUACGUACCCCGCAGAGCCGUGCUCUACUGCCCUGGCAACGAUGAGCGAAAGCUGCGGAAACUGGCCACCCUGGACGUCGACUGCGCCGUACUGGACUGCGAGGAUGGCGUCGCCCUCAACAAAAAGACGGAGGCCAGGGAAACCAUCGCCAGGAUGUUGGCUGAACUGAACUUGGGCCGAACAGAGAAGUGCGUGAGGGUCAAUUCGGUGUCCAGUGGUUUCGCUGAGGCUGACCUGCAAGUUGUCCUCCAGGCCGACGUUCUGCCACCCGCCCUGAUGUUGCCCAAAGUGGAGGACACGCAAGAGGUUCAGUGGUUCGUUGACAGGUUUCAGCGCAGCUUGAAAGGACGGCCGCUGACGGAACCCGUUCGCCUGGUGACCUUUGUGGAAACUGCUGUGGGCCUGCUCAACUUUAAGGCGCUGUGCGAGGAAAUCCGUCGGCUCGCGCCCGAGGCCGGCCUCCGCCACGACGCCGUGGUGUUCGGCUCCGAUGACUUCUGCGCCAGCAUAGGCGCCUCACGGACCCACGAUGCCAAGGAGCUGCUAUACGCCAGGCAGAAAGUGGUCACCACCGCCAAGGCUUUCGGGCUGCAGGCUAUCGACCUGGUGUACAUCGACUACAAAGACGAGGGCGGGCUGAGGCGGCAGGCCCGAGAGGGCGCUCUCAUGGGCUUCACAGGUAAGCAGAUCAUCCACCCCGGUCAAGUCGGAGCCGUGCAGCAAGAAUUCUCUCCCACUCGGCAGAGGGUCCGGUGGGCUCAAGAGCUCAUUGCCGCAUUUGAGCAACACCAGAAAGAAGGAAAGGGCGCGUUCACGUUCCACGGCAGCAUGAUCGACAUGCCCUCGCUGAAGCAAGCGCAGAACAUCGUGACGCUGUCGGCCGCCGUGCCGCAGGAAGAAGGCGGCCGCCGGGGGAGAAGUACGUAGAGCUGCCGCUUCCGGAACCGGACUUCGCCUGACACCAAGAGGACAGUUUUGUUCCAAUUCAGUUGUUUCUUUUUUUUUUUUUUUGGACGAGCCGGCCCCGCCGGUGGUGGCGCGCCAUCGAUUCCGUCAUCGCGUGCUCGAGGUCACCGUGAAAGCAUUUUCACGGUGACCUCGAUGGUCAGCGCUGCUGGGCGAAAAAUGUAAACAAACACUAUUUUGAUUUGCGGGAGAUCCAUUCAGCGCCCCCCGACGUCAGACACGCAGAACCGCGUGACCUCGCCGUUUAGCGCCUUUGUGCGGGUCCCUUUGGCGAAGGUCGUGUGGCUCCUCGCCGGCCGGCCGGCCGGCCGGCCUGCGGGUUUAAACGUGGACAAAUAGAAUAAAAGCUGCCUGAUCUCUGGUUGAA
Phycodurus eques (leafy seadragon) is the source of this 1466-nucleotide messenger RNA. It is a transcript of the gene clybl, whose product is annotated as citrate lyase beta like. The transcript has 8 exons. The record is from RefSeq and is a predicted model, not a curated record. Bases 17 to 1060 code for a protein of 347 amino acids. Gene Ontology annotation, molecular function: (S)-citramalyl-CoA lyase activity. Gene Ontology annotation, biological process: regulation of cobalamin catabolic process. Lineage: Eukaryota; Metazoa; Chordata; Actinopteri; Syngnathiformes; Syngnathidae.